Messenger RNA from Labrus mixtus (cuckoo wrasse), 1487 nucleotides. It is a transcript of the gene tmem91, whose product is annotated as transmembrane protein 91. Gene Ontology annotation, cellular component: intracellular membrane-bounded organelle; membrane. The record is from RefSeq and is a predicted model, not a curated record. The transcript has 3 exons. The coding region runs from base 670 to 1407 and encodes 245 amino acids. NCBI's taxonomy places the organism in Eukaryota, Metazoa, Chordata, Actinopteri, Labriformes, Labridae.
UUUUUCUCUGUGUGACAGUUUCUCAACUUACAAGUCAUUGCACAUUUCAUCCAGAACAGUGAAAGGGGAAGAUUGGUAUUUAAUGUUUUCCCUCUAAUACCAUGACUCCAUGCAUGAAUUAAUACUUCAUCUUUUUUUAUUUGCAACUUUCCAUGAGGGCAAAUCACACUAAAAUCCCAUUGCCAAGUGUUUUCAUUAGCCUGUCUUGGGCUAAUCAAGGUCUUCCAUCAUCAGAAUUGAAAUUUCCAUUUUGCAUGAGAAGGAAAAUAGCUAACAUUAGCAUAUUCAUGAACACUGACGGGGCUCAAUCAAACGAAAUUGAAGACAUUGGGCAAAUCCUGAGCCAUCAAUCCUGGGAACAAAAUAGCUUAUGACAUGUGAGGAAAAGAGGCUCUCGGAUCACCCCAUGCAACUUCAGCGCAUCCCGUAGCACACAGGACACAUUAAGGAUAUUCGCUCAUAAAACCUGGCAUGUGUUAGUGACCUCUGAACCAAAGGCUAAAAUAAAAUAAAAAAUAAAGAACAGGAUUAAAGAUGGAUUAUCAGUGAAACAGUAAAAUCUGCAAAGCAGCUGAGACUCUUCUGGGAGGUGCUCUGCAGACCAAUUUGUAGAUUACUUUGUGUUGUUGAUGUGGUGGUCUCCUGUGUGUUGGGUGUUAAAAGAUAGGGAUGGAGAAUCUAGAUGAGCUAGAGCACCCUCUUCUGGGAGAAGGACACAAUGACAACCGGGCGUCCGGUCCAGGGCCUGGGCCUGGGGCUGGACAGGCCCCUGGUGGGAUGUUUAAGGGCUACUUGGUAAAAUGUGAGGAGGACAUGGCCUACCCUCCUUUAGCGUGGAGGAGCUAUUGUGGACAUCCUCCUGAGCUUCAGCAGCAGCAGCUACUGGACCCCUGCUCCUUACCUCGCACACUGGAGUCCUAUUAUCCAUCAGCUCCGAUCUGGGGCCACACAGACUCCCUGCUCAGCAAAGACUACCUGGAGACCACCUUCGUGGACAUCCGGCCGGGCUCCACUCUGGAGAGGAAGCUGCUGGCUGAGACGCAGGACUACAACAGUCUGUCUUACAGCAUGGACGAUGAGGAUGACCUGCUUCCUGACUCUGACGACUCAUCCAUUGAUGACUUCAGUGAUACAGACAGCGAGAGCAACUUCCCUCUGAUGAUCCCUCAGGACUACCUGGGUCUGGCCUUUUUCUCCAUGCUCUGCUGCUUCUGGCCCCUGGGCAUCGCUGCCUUCUACCUAUCACAGAAGACCAACAAGGCAUCGGCUCAGGGGGAUUUUCAGGGGGCCAACGCAGCAUCUCGCCAGGCUCUAUGGCUCUCAGUGCUCUCCAUCGUGUUCGGAAUCAUAACGUACAUCUGCGCCAUCGCUGCGUUGAUCUCCUACCUGUCCGGAAAACCACCGUAACAGCAACUCAUCGGAAAGGAAUCCCAAACACACAAAAAAAAAAACAGAUCAUUCACACAUCUAACACACAACAAACACAC